GGACAAUCAUAUAAUGGGCUCCCAUCUAGCAAAAAAGCAAGGGAACUAUUGGGCUCAGGUCCUAGCUCAACGCACCAAAUUAGCUCAGAAUUUUAAUCUCCCCCACUCGAAUCAUUUGUGCGCUUCAAUUCUCUGGACCGAGAAUAAAGGUAAGAGGAGUGAACAUAGUAGCACCGAGGAAGAAAUUCGUCAAUGUCAAUAAUUCAGAAGAGUAGAAGUUUGUGCAGUCGAAUUUGGAGAUCGUCGGCGGCACCUGGCCUCUUUUUCUCCACUCCUUGGUCUUCCACUCAGCUCCGCCUUAAAUUUUGCGGCUCUGAUGUCAGACCAGGAAACGUUAUUGAAAGAAAAGGAAAAAUAUAUCAGGUCGUAAAAAUGAUGCAUAGGACACCAGGAAAAGGAGGAGCUCUCAUACAGGUUGAGCUUCGUGAUGUUGAUAGCGGAAAUAAGGUCAAUGAAAGAUUGCGGACAGAUGAGGCAAUUGAAAGAGUAUAUGUUGAACAAAAGAGAUACACGUACCUUUACACGGAUGAAGAAACUGACUCUGUUGUGCUAAUGGAGCCUAGUACAUAUAAUCAAGUGGAAGUGCCCAAGGAACUGUUUGGUGGAGCUCUUGCAUAUUUAAAAGAUGAUAUGUCCGUCACUGUUGAAAUGUAUGAUGAUAAACCAAUGUCUGCAUCAGUUCCUCCAAGGGUGACAUGCACUGUUGUAGAAACACCAGCUCCGGUUAGGGGCAUUGGAGCCACUCCUCAUACAAAGAAGGCUCUGUUGGACAAUGGCCUAACUAUUCAGGUACCAGCUCACAUAUUAACUGGAGACCAGUUACUUAUUGAUACAACAGAUAAUUCUUACAUGAGCAGGGCAUAAAUGGAAAUCGUGCCAUAUCAAAGCAGUUCUACAUCCUAAUGUUGACGAGUUUGCUGGAAACAAUCAUGAAGUUUAGACUAUAAAUUGUGGGAGAGGGAAAGUGGAAAUGAAGUUUUGAUUUCUAAAAAUUAGGGGCUUAGUGUUCAAAGCUUAUUUGUACCAAGAGAUUUCAUAAAAUAAAAUAAAAUAUAGAUGAUGUGAUCUGCGGGAGUAAAAGAAGACGGACGGAUUUCAGAUUGUGCAAGUUAUGAGGUUGAUUUUUUAGAGACUUCCUUGGUAAUGAAGGCUUCUUUAUUAUAUUCAAGAAUUUAUUAUUUUUGAAUA
This is a messenger RNA of Daucus carota subsp. sativus, 1188 nucleotides long. RefSeq lists its product as uncharacterized. Lineage: Eukaryota; Viridiplantae; Streptophyta; Magnoliopsida; Apiales; Apiaceae. Gene Ontology annotation, cellular component: cytoplasm. The coding region runs from base 193 to 864 and encodes 223 amino acids. The record is from RefSeq and is a predicted model, not a curated record. Gene Ontology annotation, biological process: peptide biosynthetic process; translational elongation. The transcript is spliced from 12 exons. Gene Ontology annotation, molecular function: translation elongation factor activity.